UGGGCAGCCUGUCUUGACACAGCACUGUGCUGAGUGCUUGAGGACGUGUUUCACCAGAUGGUUGGGGUUAGUGUGUGUCAUCACGUUCGAGUGGGGAUUAGGAGCAGGAAGCCUGCCUUGCUGGAGCUGUGUGGUCUUCUCCAAAAGAGAGCUGCAGGCAAGGGCACUCCUUGGCUUGGGGGAGAAGAGGAGAGAUUCGUUUUCAGCAGCCACAAGAAAAGCAGUUGUUGCAGGUGCUGACAGCCACCCAGGGUCAUCUAGAGAAGGUGAAAUUGAGAAAUGACAUGCAGGAUCUCUAAAACAGAAUAACUGCAGAAAAUCUUCCAAGGACUACAUCUGCACAUAUUCUGAGUACCUCUGAGCAUAGAAAUUGAUUAUUCAACCAGGAUACCUAAUUCAAGAUCUGCAGAAACCAGAAGCUUGCGCCUUUUCUGUCAGUUUGCAACACUGGACCCAACACAAUGAAGUAUUCUGGCUGUGCUCUGGUUUUGGCUGUCCUGGGCACAGAACUCCUCGGCAGCCUCUGUUCAACAGUUAGAUCCCAAAGAUUCAGAGGACGAAUACAGCAGGAACGAAAAAACAUCCGGCCCAACAUUAUUCUUGUGCUCACUGAUGAUCAAGAUGUGGAACUGGGGUCCUUGCAAGUUAUGAACAAAACAAGAAAGAUUAUGGAGGAUGGGGGGGCCACCUUCACCAAUGCUUUUGUGACGACACCUAUGUGCUGCCCCUCGCGAUCCUCCAUGCUCACCGGCAAAUAUGUGCAUAAUCACAAUGUCUACACCAACAAUGAGAACUGCUCUUCACCCUCAUGGCAGGCGAUGCAUGAACCUCGGACUUUUGCUGUUUAUCUUAACAACACUGGCUACAGAACAGCCUUUUUUGGAAAAUACCUCAAUGAAUAUAAUGGCAGCUACAUCCCUCCUGGGUGGCGAGAGUGGCUUGGAUUAAUCAAGAAUUCUCGUUUCUAUAAUUACACUGUUUGUCGAAAUGGCAUCAAAGAAAAGCAUGGAUUUGAUUAUGCAAAGGACUACUUCACAGACUUAAUCACUAACGAGAGCAUUAAUUACUUCAAAAUGUCUAAGAGAAUGUAUCCCCAUAGGCCCAUUAUGAUGGUGAUCAGCCACGCUGCACCCCACGGCCCAGAGGACUCGGCCCCACAAUUCUCAAAACUGUAUCCUAAUGCUUCCCAACACAUUACUCCUAGUUAUAACUAUGCACCAAAUAUGGAUAAACACUGGAUCAUGCAGUACACAGGACCCAUGCUGCCCAUCCACAUGGAAUUCACAAACGUUCUACACCGCAAAAGACUUCAAACUUUAAUGUCAGUGGAUGAUUCUGUGGAAAGGUUGUAUAAUAUGCUUGUGGAAACAGGGGAGCUGGAGAAUACAUACAUCAUCUAUACUGCAGACCAUGGCUACCAUAUCGGGCAGUUUGGGUUGGUCAAGGGGAAAUCCAUGCCAUAUGACUUUGAUAUCCGUGUGCCUUUCUUUAUUCGUGGGCCAAGCGUAGAACCAGGAUCAAUAGUCCCACAGAUUGUUCUCAACAUUGACCUAGCUCCAACUAUCUUGGAUAUUGCUGGGCUCGAUACACCUGCUGAUGUGGAUGGGAAAUCUGUCCUCAAACUUCUGGACCUGGAAAAGCCAGGUAACAGGUUUCGAACAAACAAGAAGGUCAAAAUUUGGCGUGACACAUUCCUGGUGGAAAGAGGGAAGUUUCUACGUAAGAAGGAAGAAGCCAAUAAAAAUGUCCAACAAUCAAAUCACUUGCCUAAAUAUGAAAGAGUCAAAGAACUAUGCCAGCAGGCCAGGUACCAGACAGCCUGUGAACAACCUGGGCAGAAGUGGCAGUGCAUCGAGGACACAUCAGGCAAGCUCCGGAUUCACAAGUGUAAAGCUUCUACUGACUUGAUCUCAGCCCGACAGAGCACACGGAACCUCUUCUCUCGAGGCUUCCAUGAUAAAGACAAGGAGUGUCAUUGUGGAGAGGCUGGUUAUCGAGCGAGCAGAGGCCAGAGGAAGAGUCAGCGGCAAUUUCUCAGAAACCAAGGGACACCAAAAUACAAGCCCCGAUUUGUCCAUACUCGGCAAACACGUUCCUUGUCGGUUGAAUUUGAAGGUGAAAUCUAUGACAUCAAUCUGGAAGAGGAAGAAUUGCAAGUGCUCCAACCGAGAAGUCUUGCCAAGCGUCAUGACAGGGGCCCCAGAGGAUACCAGGAUGCCAGCAGUGGAAACAGGGGCACAAUGCUGGCAGACAGCAAUGCCAUAGGCCUACCACCAACCGUUCGAGUGACACACAAAUGCUUUAUUCUUCCGAAUGAUACAAUCCAUUGCGAAAGAGAACUAUAUCAAUCAGCUAGAGCCUGGAAGGACCACAAGGCGUACAUUGAUAAAGAGAUUGAAGCUUUGCAAGAUAAGAUUAAGAAUUUAAGAGAAGUGAGAGGACACUUGAAAAGAAGAAAGCCUGAGGAAUGCAGCUGCAGUAAACAAAGUUAUUACAACAAAGAAAAAGGUGUAAGAAAGCAAGAAAAAUUAAAAAGCCAUCUUCACCCAUUCAAGGAGGCCGCUCAAGAAGUAGACAGCAAACUUCAACUUUACAAAGAGAACAGGAGGCGGAAGAAAGAGCGGAAAGAGAAGAAGCGGCAGAGGAAAGGGGAGGAAUGCAGCCUCCCGGGCCUCACCUGCUUCACACAUGAUAACAACCACUGGCAAACAGCCCCCUUCUGGAAUCUGGGAUCUUUCUGUGCUUGCACAAGUUCUAACAAUAACACGUAUUGGUGUUUGCGAACAGUUAAUGAGACACAUAAUUUUCUCUUCUGUGAAUUUGCCACUGGCUUCUUGGAGUACUUUGAUAUGAAUACAGAUCCUUAUCAACUCACAAAUACAGUGCAUACAGUAGAACGGGGCGUUUUGAAUCAGCUACACAUACAACUGAUGGAACUGAGAAGCUGUCAAGGGUAUAAGCAGUGCAACCCAAGACCAAAAGGCCUUGAAGUUGAGGACAGUUAUGGGAUGGAUGGGAAGGCUAAUUGGCCUAAUCUCACAACAGAUGUCAACUGGCAAGGCCUGGAAGACUUAUACAGUGUAAAUGAAAGUAUCUAUGAGUACAGACAAGACUAUAGACUUAGUCUGGGUGACUGGACUAAUUACUUGAAAGAUGUAGAUAGAAUAUUUGCACUGCUAAACAGUCACCAUGAGCAAAGUAAAGCUAACAAGAGUGAAGGAUUCCUGGCUGAAUCUCCUGAGCUCUCAGUGCUGGUAGAAAUGACCUCAUCUGAGUCAGAUGAAGACCCAAAGCAUACAACUGGGGGAGCACCCCCCAUGUCUCGGCCAGCUGACCAGCAACCCCUGCAUUUGAACAAACCAACAUUUAGUCCAGAGAGCACACUUGAAUGGGACAAUGACAUUCCAGAAGUUGGUCGUCUGAAUUCUGAACACUGGAGAAACCAUAAAACUGAGAAAUGGGUGAAGCAUAAAGAGAUAAAUUACACGGAAACUGAUUUCAGUGGCAAUGGCCUGACAGAGCUGGUACUCCAGCCCAACCCCAGGCUGCAGCCCAUGAACAAAAACAUGAAAGAAUUUACUCAGAAUGAUGGCUUAGAAGAACCUGCUUUCCAAGAUCGGUUUCAUCAUUCUAUGCACUCUGAUAUUAAUGCCAUUCAUCUUAUGAACGAUGAUGUGUCCAACAGGGAAAAGCCCAUUAACUCCAGCAUUGUGAAGCAACUGAUAAAAAUGGUAGAAGAAAAUUACAACCAAGAGGGCUUCCCGAGUGUAGAAGGCAGCGCCUCGCUCCCACUCUCCUCGGAUUAGAUGGUAUUGUCACCCUAUCUUGCACACAGUAUUUUUGAAAACUUUUGGUUAGUAAACCAAUCAUAACAACUGACAUUCCAAGCUACCCUAGGAAGAGAUGU
Molecule: messenger RNA, 3907 nt
Organism: Suncus etruscus (white-toothed pygmy shrew)
Lineage: Eukaryota; Metazoa; Chordata; Mammalia; Eulipotyphla; Soricidae
Gene: SULF1
Product: sulfatase 1
Exons: 21
Coding region: 462-3806 (1114 amino acids)
Cellular component (GO): cell surface; endoplasmic reticulum; Golgi apparatus
Molecular function (GO): N-acetylglucosamine-6-sulfatase activity; glycosaminoglycan binding; calcium ion binding
Source: RefSeq, a predicted model, not a curated record